Messenger RNA from Penaeus indicus, 1561 nucleotides. RefSeq names its product myosin regulatory light chain sqh (gene sqh). Gene Ontology annotation, molecular function: calcium ion binding; myosin heavy chain binding. The transcript is spliced from 5 exons. Gene Ontology annotation, biological process: locomotion; post-embryonic development. NCBI's taxonomy places the organism in Eukaryota, Metazoa, Arthropoda, Malacostraca, Decapoda, Penaeidae. The record is from RefSeq and is a predicted model, not a curated record. Gene Ontology annotation, cellular component: cytoplasm; myosin II complex. Bases 166 to 684 code for a protein of 172 amino acids.
GGCGAGCGACGAGGCGUGCGGGCGAGCGGUCCCUGGCCGGCCGACGGCAGCGCCUCCUCGCUUAGUCAACAUCCGCUCUCGUCGCUGCCAUACCAGGACGGCCCUGCUCCCGCUUCUGCUGUCACUCUCGCCUAGCCGCAGCCGCACACCUCAGCACAGAUCAAAAUGUCAUCCCGCAAGGCAGGAAAGAAGACUGGCAAGAAGCGCGCCCAGCGUGCCACCAGCAAUGUGUUUGCCAUGUUCGACCAAGCACAGAUUCAGGAGUUCAAGGAAGCUUUCAACAUGAUUGACCAGAAUCGUGAUGGAUUCAUUGACAAGGAUGAUCUGCAUGACAUGUUAGCUUCUCUAGGCAAGAACCCAACUGAUGACUACCUGGAGGGCAUGAUGAACGAGGCUCCCGGACCCAUCAAUUUCACCAUGUUCCUCACCCUGUUUGGUGACCGUCUUCAGGGCACAGAUCCAGAGGAUGUUAUCAAGAAUGCCUUUGGUUGCUUUGAUGAAAAUAACCAAGGAUACAUCAACGAGGAGCACUUGAGAGAACUGCUCGUUUCUAUGGGGGAUCGGUUCACUGACGAGGAUGUUGAUGAGAUGUACCGAGAGGCCCCCAUCAAGAACUCAAUGUUUGACUACGUGGAGUUCACUCGCAUCCUCAAGCAUGGAGCCAAGGAUCUAGAGGACCAGUAAUCUUAGCAUCAGCUGUGAUGAUAGAGAGCAAGAGAGGACUGUUUCCAAAACAUGCAUUAAUAGUUUAUCUUCCCUUAGAGAAAGCUUGUGAUCGAUCAGCCAUGUAGUUAUAGAAGGAGCAAAGGGGGGAAUGAUUGGUUUGUUGAAAAUAUUUAUAUAAUGUGAACCUGUGAGAGAGAAUUGCUAGACAAUUACUUUAGGUAAUGAUUAACUUAUUGGAAAUAUUAUAUGAAUUUUGAAGUAAUAUUAGUCUACAAUUUUUUGUUCCCUUUUUUUUCUUUUUGUAUCCCACUAUUUUGGCUGCUAUUUUACUUCCCCUGAUCCAAGACAUGAUUGACUGUCGGCUUGAUAAAGGAAAAACUAUAUAUGACAGUGUGGGAGCAGAGUAAAGUGCUACACCAUUGGCUCACUAAUCAACACCUUUGCAAGUUGGUGAUACCAGCUACCCCUCCAAGCCAAAUUUCUAAAUAGAUUAGAACUAAAGGAAAAUCUGAUAUACUGAUAUCUGUAGAUUGGUAGAGCAUGCUUUGAGAUCAGACUUUAUUUAACACUAUGGUACAGUGCUAUUUAUUACCUUAUGGAAAUAUAUCUUCAUAAAUUUACAUUUAUUAGUACUUAAUAGUGCCUUAGCUUGGAAAGGGCCAGUGGCUGAAAAGAUCCUGUGUUGACUUACUAAUGUUACAUUUCAUUACUUAAACUAACAAAUUUAUAUAAUAUUUCUGUAACCUUCAUUCCAAAAGUGUUUAAUUUUUUUUCUGCAUUAAUUAGCAUACUUAAUUUUAUACAAGCUUCUUUAUUGAUUAUGAAAACACUUUCUAGUGCAAAAUUUUAUACCAUAACUGUACUCAGUAUUUCCUAAAUAUAUUCCAUAAAAUCU